AUGGCAUUCCAGUGCCAUUUUGAAGGCUGUGAAAAGUCGUUCUCUAGAAAAUCAAAGCUGAACGACCAUCUUAACACCCACACGAACAACAGGCCCUAUAGAUGUGACAUGUGCGAGAAGUCGUAUAUGAAGAACUCUCAUCUCUCUGUGCAUAAGAAGGUGCACUUCCCUCCGGAGUUUGAGUGUCCAAGAUGCAGGCACAUGUUCCGCACAAAAGAUAAAUUAAGCAAGCACCAGAAAACGUGUCUAGAGUACAGGUGCAGCACAUGUGGGAAGAAGUACAAGAAGAGGUCUUGGUUCGAUGCACAUGUAAAGAGCCAUCAUGUCAAAACAUUUAAUGCAAGAAAGACUAGGCAUGUGUGUGAAUACUGUAAGUUUGAGUUUAGUAAGAAGGGUAAUCUCCAGACACACAUAAGAUCUGUUCAUCUUUUGAUCAAACCCUUCAGAUGCUUGUGUGGAAAGGAGUAUGCCCACAACAAUUCAUUAUAUAGGCAUAAGAGGAAGUGCAUCCUCCGAAAGACUGACUGCAAUCAGAUAAGCUGCGCCUCCUUAAAUUCAUUUCUAUAG
This is a messenger RNA of Encephalitozoon hellem ATCC 50504, 567 nucleotides long. RefSeq lists its product as uncharacterized. Gene Ontology annotation, molecular function: RNA polymerase II cis-regulatory region sequence-specific DNA binding; DNA-binding transcription factor activity. The record is from RefSeq and is a predicted model, not a curated record. The transcript has a single exon. The coding region runs from base 1 to 567 and encodes 188 amino acids. NCBI's taxonomy places the organism in Eukaryota, Fungi, Microsporidia, Unikaryonidae. Gene Ontology annotation, biological process: regulation of transcription by RNA polymerase II.